AAUCACCCUCUACCACUAAACCACAUCCCCAGCCCCUUUAAAAACCUCUUAAAGCUGCAUGAAAGCACAUAGGUUGGCUGGAAGGAUACUUUGUUGAGUUCAAUAUGAAUUACAGUUGCAUGGAUAGCUCUUGUGACCACUGCUUGGAGGACAUUUUAAUCUGCUUAGUUCUGGAUUCUAUCAUUAAUAGAGUCUUAUCUCCUAACUAGUCAAGGCUGUUGGAUGUUUUGUUAUAUUCAGAAAUAGGAUAUUUUGAGCAAUAUGUUCUAAUACUGAACCAAUUGAUGCUGCAGUAUUUUUAAAGAGCAUUAAUAGCUAUGUUAGAGUAGUUUUUAAUUUCUGGCCUUCUGAUUUACUUCAGCUUUAACUUUCUUUUGACCCAGAACUUGGUAAUGACCAAAGGGUUAAGCAGUAUUGAGGGAGUGUCAAACAGGCAGAAGCCAAGGCUGAUGAUACGGCUAUCUUUAUCUGUGUUUCUUGUACUUUCUACAGCUGCAUGAUACUAAAGGUUUCGUAUCCAUUUUCCAUACCUCUGUUUCCUGGUAGGUUUACCAGGGGUUAAGUUAGUGGGAACAGUUACUCUGAAGCCACUGUUCCUUUUGGAUUGUCACAUGCAUGUUACAUGUAUUUUCUUACAUCUAUUCCUUUUUCUUUUCAAGGGGCCAUUUUCAGGGCAGAAAGAGGAACACUCAAAAUCAGAAGGGACUGCCUGAAUGCUUAGACUCACUGCAUUGUUGAGAAGGGUCAGUGCCAAACGCGGACUUACAUAACAUGUCACUAUGAUUAGAGAACUGUGCUCCGGAGGCCAUACCAUGGCUCCCGGAUGUUGUGGGUGAGAGAAUUUUCAGGUUCAGCUGACUGUAUAUCUUCCAAGAUUCCUAAAGCCCGACCAUUUGGCUUUUUCCUGAUACCUAACCAUGCAGCGGAGGUCAAGAGGCAUUAAUACAGGGUUGAUUCUGCUCCUUUCUCAAAUCUUCCAUGUUGGGAUUAACAAUAUUCCACCUGUUACACUAGCAACUUUGGCUCUCAACGUCUGGUUGUUCUUGAAACCUCUGAAGCCAUUGCUUAACUCCUGUCUUAGUGUAGAAAAGUGUUACUACCAGAAAGACUGGCAUCGUCUAUUACUUUCGCCUCUUCACCAUGCCGAUGAUUGGCAUUUGUAUUUUAAUAUGGUAUCCAUGCUCUGGAAAGGAAUUCAUCUGGAGAGAAGACUGGGAAGUAGAUGGUUUGCCUACAUUAUCAUCACAUUCUCCCUACUCACUGGAGUGGUGUAUCUGCUCUUGCAAUUUGCUUGCGCCGGAUUUAUGAAUGAGCCGGACUUUAUGAGGAAUUGUGCUGUAGGUUUCUCAGGAGUUUUGUUUGCCUUGAAAGUUCUUAACAACCAUUAUUGCCCCGGAGGCUUUGUCAACAUUUUGGGCUUUCCUGUAACCAAUAGAUUUGCUUGUUGGGCAGAACUUGUAGCUAUUCAUUUCUUCACACCAGGGUCUUCCUUUGCUGGGCAUCUGGCUGGGAUUCUUGUUGGGUUCAUGUACACUCAAGGGCCUCUGAAGAAAAUCAUGGAAACAUGUGCAGGCAUUUUUUCUUCCAAUAUUGGUUACCCUGGACAUCAAUACUACUUCAAUAGCUCAGGCCACUCUGGGUAUCAGAAUCAUUACCCAUACGGCAGGCCAGGGCCCUAUGAAGAGCCUGCCACGAACUACGAUGUGUACACAGCAGGGCUGAGCGAGGAGGAACAGCUGGAGAGAGCACUAAGAGCCAGUCUCUGGGACCAAGGAAAUAGCAGAAAUAGCCCACCGCCCUAUGGUUUUCAGCUCUCGCCAGAAGAAGAAAUGAGGAGACAACGGCUUCACAGAUUUGACGGCCAGUGAAGUGGCACAGCAUUUGGGGAAGACGUGGUCCAGUGCCAUUUCUCCCCAUUUGGUUGAGCCCCCUUCCAGCCCCAACUUAGUUUUACACGAAAGCAGAGUAUACCACCAUCCUCCCUGAUCACUUCUGUGUGCCAUGGACUGUCACCCUGUCACCACCUGAGUCCAGAUUCAUGGUCAGAUGGGCUUGUCUGGAAAGCAGGCUUGGGGAAGGCAGCUCACAGCUUUCCAGAACUGAUUGUGUUCUCCAUCCCAAACCAAAGAUCUCUUCCUUAAUACUGGGGCCUUUCUCCCCACUCCAUCCUUCCCUCCUGAAUGGGUGGUACCUCCACCUUGUUUUGCAUUUGAAGACUCCACCUUCACCAAGAACCGUCCCUUCUUUCUACCUGGAGUGUUUGAUGCUUGUGUUGGCUGGAGGUGUGGCGGUACUCCCUGGUCCUCUUGGCAUGUUGCUGUGGUUACUGUCAGGAUGAAGCGCUGCUCUCUUCACAGAGGCUGUGGAGACAAUACCUACAUGCAGCACUAGAUGUCAAGGGGGUGCCAACAAGUUGGAUUUACAGCUGCUCCCACCCUCCCCAGGACAAGACGUGUGGGCCAGAAAGAUGGGAUUUGCCAUUCAACAGCAAAGCAACAACUGCCACGUACAGAGCGGAGCAAAGGCCUUCAAAGGACUUGGUUACUAGAAAUCCUCCUUGCAGCAUGUAUUUUCUCCUCAUAAAAGUGCCUCUAAAUUGGCCCCUGAAACAACUUGUCCUGGACAAGUGUCCAAAAGCACGUCCUAGGGCCCUGAAUGUUAAAAUACAGAUUGUCAGGUCGUUUAACAUGUUCUUUGGUGCUGGUAUUUCAUGAGUAAAAGGAUAAAGCCGAAAUGUAUGUCAUCACAGAGUUGCUUAUUUUUAAAGAGAACUAGAAGCAGCAAAAGAUGCUUCUAUUUUAACUUAUCUAUCAUCCCUACAUAGUUUUCUGUUUAUGAAAGUCACAGAAAUACCAUCUAUAUGCAUAGUAUGGAAGGAAAUAUAGCAACUAUCACAGAGAUUAUCUUUGGAGAUAAUAAUACUUUGCUUUCUCUUUUUCACAAUUUUAUACUGCCUUUAAAAAAUGUGUGUAUUGUAUAUAUUGCUUUGUAGUCAGGAAAACUGAUUCAUACAAUAAACCAGGGGGGGGGGGGCGGGAAACAGUAAAACAGACUUAAAAAAUAAGUAACUUGUAUCCAUUGAGAAACUUCAAAAUGUAAAAACAAUUGUAAAUAAAUGUAUAAACAAUGAUAAAAUCACAUGGACUCCACCACUUGGAGGAGAUAGUCAGGAUGAGCAUUUUGAAAGGAUUCCAUCUCGUUUGACUUCUUUUUUUGUAUGCCUGUGACAGACUUGGAGCACACUGAUUGUGCAGUGUUCUGACUAACUCCUGGUCUGGGUUUACCUGGAAGUGGCCUUGAUGCUUGCAUAUCAAUGAGCGCUGACACUUUGAAGUCUGGGAGCCUUCUAACCUGCUACUUGCUCAACCACACUGGACACCUGAGCCCCUUGAUUUGAUUUGUAAUUGAUGUAAAACUGGAGCUAGUAGAUAGUGAGAAUUGUACCUGAGUCCAGUAGCUUUAGAUACAUUUAAAACAUUCAAGAUAAAUCAUUCCUGCUUCCCAAACUAUAACUUUGACUUCUGUUUUCCCAUUCUUACAUACCAUCUUUGGGUAACAUAGGCAAAUUCUCCUGUAGCACUCAUAACUUGCCCUCAUUAUCACCAUAGUUAUUUGUACAUACUUCUACCAAGCUGUGCCUUCUACAUGGGGGGUAUAGGUUAUAAAUUACCCCAAGACAAGACCUUUGUAUAUCUCCCAUAGUCUCCCCAUUUUCCAUAUCCACCAUCCAAAGGCUUGUGGUAGGAACUCAUUAAAUGUUAAUUUCCCAUCAAAGUGUUUCCCAUUGUAUUAAAAGUCCAAUCAUAUGUAUAUGGAAGUGUUUUCCUGUUUUAAUAUAGCUCGAGUUCAGUAGCAGUACCUCCUUCAUUUGACCUGUCACAUAUAAAACACUGGAAUUACAUUUUGGAUGCUGUAGAGCUAUAACAUGAACACUUAUUUAUUUAUGGAGUAGAAUAUCUGUCACUGAACAUUUAGAGAUGUGGGAAAGGUCAUUUUGAUUAUAAACCAAUUAUUUUUUCACAAUAAAGAUGUUCUGGAAAUUA
Messenger RNA from Perognathus longimembris pacificus (Pacific pocket mouse), 4043 nucleotides. RefSeq names its product rhomboid domain containing 1 (gene Rhbdd1). Gene Ontology annotation, molecular function: serine-type endopeptidase activity. Bases 918 to 1868 code for a protein of 316 amino acids. Lineage: Eukaryota; Metazoa; Chordata; Mammalia; Rodentia; Heteromyidae. The record is from RefSeq and is a predicted model, not a curated record. The transcript is spliced from 7 exons. Gene Ontology annotation, cellular component: membrane.